CCUCCUCCACUCCCCCCCUUUAUUACCCUUUGUGUCAUCCUCCACAGCUCCAGGGAAGGCACUCAAAAGUGGGGGGCAGGAAAGAUAACUUCUACAAGAACCUGUGUAUCGGAUCCUAACUAAAUCAAAAUGUUUGAAAUCAGAAGAUCAUGAUCGAACAACACUUUGAGCUGUUAGCUGUUACUACUGUGUAGUUACUUUCAUUACAGGUGUGUGACUGACAGGUGCUUCCCUGGCUGAGCAUUCCCCUCAGCCGACAAGACUUUCUACAAGCUGGUGUUUACAAUAAAUUCUGGGUUGGAUCCUGUAAUAUUUAAAUCUUAGGAAAAAAGGUGCUUUUGAAUGUGUGUAGUUUUCAGAGGAAUUAAAAACAGAAGAGAAAAGGACAACUUUGGGAGAGCAUCAAAGAUGUCCACUUCUGCCUCCGUAAGAUAGCUAUUGCAGGCUGUGUGGUGGAGAAAAUACCUAUAGAAAUUAAGACACUCAAGCGCCACAGAAAUAUUACAAGAAAUCAAGAGCACAGAAUAUUUCCUUCCAUCAAUCCUCAGAACCCUGAAACAUUUCUAACUCCAUCAAACACAGAGCACAGAGGAAGGCCCACCUUGGCAGAUGGCCACAGAGGAUGUCAACAAUUUCUUGGAGAGAGAAGCAGCACUCCCUUGCUGAGCACAGUGCCCCUGGACACUUGCCACCAUUACACUGUUGGAGCUCACGCUUGCUAUGCUUGUCCCAGUUUCUCUCCAGAAGAAGUUGGAAACCUAACCGCCUACAGAGGCCAGAAUGGUGGAAUGAAACAGGAAGCCGCUGAAGGGAGCUGGAAAGCCAAGCCCUUUCUGGAGGAGCAGCCCCUGCUCUGUUCCAGAUAACCGUGGCGAGGCAGAAAUGUUGACUCACUCUUACCGCACUCACUGUCCAGUUUCUCAGGCUAUAUCAAUGGAAUUUUGAAGACAUGAAAACAUCAGAUGAACCAGCCUGCAACACCUUGGAUUCCCAUUGGAAAAUGAAGUGGAAGCUUAAAGCAUGUGGCCUUUAACGGCGGGCAGUACUGGAGACAUUACCUGGCUGCUGGUGUCAGGACAGACCGGUGUCUAGAUAGUCGAGGUUAUUUUAGUCCAGUAUCAAGGUUCAAGGCAAAAUGUGCAACUAAAAACUUUUCAUCCCUUCCUCUUCUGCUUCAGACAGGUACCAGCAUAGGUGAAUUAUGAUUUUCCCUGGUUGAGAGUGUUUGGUUUUGCCUAUGUAGACCAUGCCUAGGAAUGAAAUACUUUUUUAUUUAAUGUAGAUUAUAAUGGGGAACACUUUCACAAUGGCUGAUUUCAAGGACUUGGUUCCAAACUGAGCCCAAGUUUCCCCGUGUACUUCGUAGUCCGGGAAAACUGUGCUAUGCUGGCCCAGUUUUGAAGGCCACCAUGCUCUGUAAUAGACGGAUAUCAUCUUAUUGCUGAUAUCUUUGGAGCACCCAAGCAGACACAGAAAAUGAAUGGAGGCAAAGAGUGUGACGGAGGAGACAAGGAAGGAGGUCUUGCAGCUAUCCAGGUUCCUGUGGGUUGGCAGCGGCGUGUGGACCAUAAUGGCGUGCUGUACAUCAGUCCCAGUGGGUCUUUGUUAUCUUGCUUGGACCAGGUUAAGACAUACCUGCUCACUGACGGAACAUGCAAGUGUGGCUUGGAAUGUCCUCUUAUUCUUCCCAAGGUGUUUAAUUUUGAUCCUGGAGCUGCUGUGAAGCAGAGAACUGCAGAAGAUGUUAAGGCAGAUGAUGAUGUCACAAAGCUAUGCAUACAUAAAAGAAAGAUCAUUGCAGUGGCCACACUCCAUCAAAGCAUGGAGGCCCCGCAUCCUUCUCUGGUGCUCACCAGUCCUGGAGGAGGAACAAAUGCAACUCCAGUAGUACCUUCACGGGCGGCAACUCCAAGAUCAGUAAGAAACAAGUCUCAUGAAGGAAUUACAAAUUCUGUAAUGCCAGAAUGUAAGAAUCCUUUCAAGUUAAUGACUGGAUCAUCAAAUGCCAUGGGAAGGCUAUACAUGCAAGACCUGCCUGGAAGCCAGCAGCAGGAGCUCCACCCUGUCUACCCCCGCCAGAGAUUGGGCAGUAGUGAGCAUGGACAGAAAUCUCCAUUUCGUGGCAGCCAUGGAGGCCUGCCUAGCCCAGCAUCAUCAGGGUCUCAGAUCUAUGGAGAUGGCUCAAUCUCUCCAAGGACUGACCCGCUCGGAAGCCCUGAUGUCUUCACAAGAAAUAACCCUGGUUUUCAUGGAGCUCCCAAUUCCAGCCCUAUUCACCUAAAUAGGACUCCUCUUUCUCCACCUUCAGUAAUGCUACAUGGUUCUCCCGUACAGUCAUCCUGUGCAAUGGCUGGAAGAACUAAUAUACCUCUUUCCCCAACCUUGACUACAAAGAGUCCAGUAAUGAAAAAACCAAUGUGUAAUUUUUCAACUAAUAUGGAAAUACCACGAGCAAUGUUCCACCACAAACCACCCCAAGGCCCACCUCCCCCUCCUCCACCUUCUUGUGCUCUUCAGAAAAAGCCAUUAACAUCUGAGAAAGAUCCACUUGGCAUUCUUGACCCUAUUCCUAGUAAACCAGUGAAUCAGAACCCUAUUAUCAUUAAUCCAACCAGUUUCCAUUCAAAUGUCCACUCUCAGGUACCUGUGAUGAAUGUAAGCAUGCCUCCUGCUGUUGUUCCUUUGCCAAGUAAUCUCCCUUUGCCAACUGUAAAACCUGGUCAUAUGAAUCAUGGGAGUCAUGUACAAAGAAUUCAGCAUUCAGCUUCAACCUCCCUGUCCCCUUCUCCAGUGACAUCCCCAGUGCACAUGAUGGGGACUGGAAUUGGAAGGAUUGAGGCAUCGCCCCAAAGAUCACGCUCAUCUUCCACAUCAUCAGAUCAUGGAAAUUUCAUGAUGCCACCUGUAGGACCCCAGGCCACUUGUAGUGGCAUAAAGGUUCCACCUAGGUCACCAAGGUCAACAAUAGGUUCCCCAAGGCCAUCAAUGCCAUCAAGCCCUUCUACCAAGUCUGAUGGACAUCAUCAGUACAAGGAUAUCCCUAACCCAUUAAUUGCUGGAAUGAGUAAUGUACUCAAUACCCCAAGCAGUGCAGCUUUUCCUACUGCACCUGCCGGAAAUGGUUCUGUAAAGAGUCAGCCUGGUUUGCUGGGAAUGCCUUUAAAUCAGAUCUUGAACCAGCACAAUGCUGCCUCCUUUCCAGCAAGUAGUUUACUCUCAGCAGCAGCCAAAGCACAGCUAGCAAAUCAAAACAAACUUGCUGGUAACAACAGUAGCAGCAGUAACAAUUCUGGAGCUGUUGCCAGCAGCGGCAACACUGAAGGACACAGCACUUUAAACACCAUGUUCCCUCCAACUGCCAACAUGCUUCUCCCAACAGGUGAAGGUCAAAGUGGUCGAGCAGCACUAAGAGAUAAGUUGAUGUCUCAGCAAAAAGACUCAUUACGGAAAAGAAAGCAGCCACCCACCACAGUGUUGAGUUUGCUCAGACAGUCCCAAAUGGAUAGUUCUGCAGCUCCUAAACCUGGACCUGACUUGCUAAGGAAGCAUGGGCAGGGGUCAUUUCCCAUCAGUUCAAUGUCUCAGUUACUACAGUCUAUGAGUUGUCAAAGCUCUCACUUGAGUAGCAAUAGUACCCCGGGUUGUGGGGGAUCAAAUACUGCUUUGCCUUGCUCUGCUAACCAGCUGCAUUUUCCAGAUCCUAAUAUGAAUUCCACUGUUCUUCAGAAUUCACUGACACAGAGCAUACCUUUAAGAGGGGAAGCCGUGCACUGCCACAAUGCAAACACUAACUUUGUUCACAGUAACAGUCCAGUCCCCAACCACCAUCUUGCAGGUUUAAUAAAUCAGAUUCAGGCUAGCGGGAACUGUGGGAUGCUCAGUCAGUCGGGCAUGGCUUUAGGAAACUCAUUACAUCCCAAUCCACCUCAGUCAAGAAUUUCAACGUCCUCCACUCCAGUGAUACCAAACAGCAUUGUUAGCAGCUAUAAUCAAACAAGUUCUGAAGCAGGUGGUUCAAGCCUGCCGUCCUCCAUAGCUAUAGCUGGCAGCAACCACCCUGCCAUCACAAAGACAACAUCUGUUCUCCAAGAUGGUGUCAUAGUCACCACCGCAGCUGGAAACCCACUGCAGAGUCAGCUGCCCAUUGGGAGUGACUUUCCUUUUGUUGGCCAAGAGCAUGCCCUUCAUUUUCCAUCCAACAGCACCGCAAACAACCAUCUUCCACACCCCUUGAACCCCAGCCUCCUCAGCUCUCUACCUAUCUCUUUGCCAGUGAAUCAACAGCAUCUCCUAAACCAGAAUCUAUUAAAUAUCCUCCAGCCUUCAGCAGGAGAAGGCAAGUCUGAGAUCAACCUCCACCCUUUAGGUUUUCUCAACCCGAAUGUAAACGCUGCUUUAGCUUUCCUCUCCGGUGACGUGGAUGGGCAGGUAUUACAGCCUGUCCACUUUCAGCUCUUAGCAGCCCUGCUUCAGAACCAAGCCCAAGCAGCUGCCAUGCUUCCCCUGCCGUCUUUCAAUCUGACCAUCUCAGAUCUUUUGCAACCGCAAAAUACCCCUUUACCCUUAUUAACACAGAUGACAGCCCCACCAGACCGUUUGCCAAGCAAUCAGUCAGACAACAGCCGAGCUGAUACCCUUUUAGGCAGCCCCCUGGGAAACCCUUUAGCAGGCAGUGACACUACUUUUAACCCCCUGCUCCUCCCAGCUGUCACUGGGGCCUCAGGAUUAAUGGCCUUGAAUCCCCAGCUGUUGGGGGGUGUCCUGAACUCGGCAUCGGCCAACACCGCUAUUCAUCCAGAGGUUUCCAUAGCAACCUCCUCCCAGGCAACCACUACCACAACCACUACAUCAUCAGCAGUGGCAGCACUGACUGUCUCAACACUUGGUGGGACAGCAGUGGUGUCAAUGGCAGAAACAUUGCUGAAUAUAUCUAAUAAUGCUGGGAAUCCACCUGGUCCAGCUAAACUCAACAGUAACUCUAUGGUGCCACAGCUACUUAACCCUCUACUGGGGACAGGUCUGCUUGGUGAUAUAUCAUCCAUAAACAAUUCAUUGAAUAACCAUCAACUGACUCAUCUACAGUCGCUACUAAACAGCAAUCAGAUGUUUCCUCCAAAUCAGCAGCCGCAGCAACACCUUCUCCAGGGACACCAGAAUCUCCAGGCCUUCCAAGGACAACCCACAGUCCCUUGCCCAGCUAACAAUAACCCCAUGGCUUGUCUGUUUCAGAACUUCCAGGUGAGGAUGCAAGGAGAUGCAGCUCUUCUAAAUAAAAGAAUAAGCACUCAGCCUGGGCUCACAACACUUCCUGAAAACCCAAACCUUGCACUUCCACAUUUCCAAGAUACACCCUGUGAGCUGCAGCCAAGGAUUGACCUUGGUCAGCCUAUGAAGGACGGCCUCGUUAUGGGUGGCCAAGGAGAUGCCUCCGUAGACGCCAUUUACAAAGCAGUUGUGGAUGCAGCCAGCAAAGGAAUGCAGGUUGUCAUCACCACUGCUGUCAACAGCACGACUCAAAUCAGCCCUAUCCCAGCCCUGAGCGCCAUGAGUGCCUUCACUGCCUCCAUUGGUGACCCAUUAAAUCUGUCCAGUGCUGUGAGCGCUGUCAUCCACGGGCGGAACAUGGGAGGAGUGGAUCAUGAUGGCAGGCUGAGGAAUGCGAGAGGGGCACGGCUACCCAAGAACAUAGACCAUGGGAAGAACUCCAGCGAAGGAGACGGGUUUGAGUGUUUCAAGUCAGCGAGCUGCCACACAUCCAGAAAACAGUGGGAUGGGGAGCAAAGUCCCAGAGGGGAGCGCAACAGGUGGAAGUAUGAGGAGUUUUUAGAUCAUCCAGGCCAUAUCCACAGUAGUCCUUGCCACGAAAGGCCCAACAAUGUCUCUACACUGCCAUUUCUAGCUGGGGAACAGCACCCGAUACUGUUACCACCAAGAAACUGUCAAGGUGAUAAGAUUCUGGAGGAAAAUUUCAGGUAUAAUAAUUACAAAAGAACUAUGAUGAGUUUUAAAGAGAGACUAGAGAGUACUGUGGAGAGAUGUACACACAUUAACGGAAACAGACCUCGUCAGAGUCGGGGCUUUGGAGAGCUGCUAGGCACUGCAAAACAAGACCUAGUUCUAGAGGGGCAGUCUCCGGGUUCUUCAAAUAGUUUGGAAAGUUCUCUGGUCAAAGACUACAUCCAUUACAAUGGAGACUUUAAUGCCAAAACCAUUAAUGGGUGUGUGCCUAGUCCCUCAGAUGCUAAAAGCAUUAGUAGUGAAGACGACCUACGGAAUCCAGACUCCCCCUCCUCACAUGAGUUGAUACACUAUAGACCAAGGACGUUCAACGUUGGCGACUUGGUCUGGGGCCAAAUCAAAGGACUGACUUCCUGGCCUGGGAAAUUCAUAAGAGAAGACGACGUUCACAAUUCAUGCCAACAAAGCCCCGAGGAAGGGAAGGUGGAGCCCGAGAAGUUGAAGACUCUCACAGAAGGUUUAGAAGCCUACAGCCGCGUCCGGAAAAGGAGCAGAAAAAGUGGGAAACUAAAUAACCAUUUAGAAGCUGCUAUUCACGAGGCCAUGAGCGAACUGGACAAAAUGUCUGGGACUGUUCACCAAAUCCCACAGGGUGACAGACAAAUGAGGCCCCCCAAACCCAAGAGGAGGAAGAUCUCCAGAUAACAGAGACUGUUCCACUGACACACAGUGUUGAUCAAAGGAGCAUGUACAGACACACCUGUAUGUGGGUAUUGAUAUGACCACCGUUAGAUCAAUCUGUAAUCUACGGCAGAUAGCUACCACCACCACAGGGCCCUAAAGGGAACAGCAAUGGAGACAAGCAUUGAUCAGGAAGGAAAAUGAAUGUCAAAAGCAAAACAACAAUCAAAAUCCCUGUAUGAACAAAGCGGUAAAUGGUCACGUGAUCGCUGAGAACGUUUUCUAUUGUACUAAAAUUGUGAUUAUAAGAAAUAGUCCAAAUGUUUCUGGAGAAUUUUCAGUGUUGUAUAUAGAAAAUACAGAAUUUCAUGGCGAUAUUAGAAAUGUAAAUAUUGUACAAUAUUGUCAUGUACAAGCAUACUUAAUGCACACUUUAUCUUUUAUUGUACAAAGAAAUAGUGUACAAAAAUCUUUGGUUUCUAUGGAGUACACCUACCAGAGACUACCAGUGUAAAGUGAUAAAUAAAAAUACAACCUAAAUGCUUUUCUAUGAUAAUGUAAAAGAUGCUGGUUUUGUAUUUAAUGGCAGAGGAAAGGCAUGGUGAUGUAAUACACACAUCAUGGCAUACACUGCACACCACUGAGUGUUCAUUUAUAAUGUCUCUUUAAACGGCCCAGAAACACUAGACUGAGUUUUGGGUAUCUAGGAAGUCUCCAAAUUUCUGAAGAGAGAAAUGCUCGUGAGCCUAAAUCAAGGAUUCAGGACCUCAACCAUUUGUUGCAUCGUUAUUCUUUGACAGUUUUAUACAUUUCUAUAAUGAGUUUGAGCCACUUCCACUCCUCCACCUGCUCCUUCAUCUCCUCGCUCUUGCCAGUAAGUGUUCUCCUGCUUUGGUGUGUCCCUGGGCCUGCCCUGCAGAGCUUGAUCAGAACAUGUGGGGGUGGCGGGGUUGUACUGACAGCACAAGGGCAACUAGUCUCUGGCUACACCAGGAGGAAAAACGAGGAGGCUACCAAGCAAUCAUUAGCUGCUAACAGUCACUCAGGUGGAGUGGGGCCAUGUGGGCCCCUCCACCAUCCAUGGGGAAGCAGUGAUAUGCUCAGUUCUGUGUGUGUGUGUUGUGCAGAUAACCACAGCUGCAGUGAUUUCAUGGGUGAGAUGGUCCUGACACGUGCGGAGCACACUGGCCUAGCCUCUGGUCUUAUCAUCUCUCCACCCCCUUUCCUACCUUGGAAAGGUGAUAUGGAUCUCCCAUUCAGGGCACUUUUAAAACAGAAUAGGUUUUAUAAAAUUUAAAAAAAAAAAAAACUUAGAUGAACUACUUUACUCAAUCAUUUAUUUAGUAAGUCUUUGAUGGCUACCUGUUGAUCGUUUUCUGUCAGUGAUGCUCAGAAUCAGAUUUUGUUUGUUUGGGGGUUUUUUGCAUACAACAUCUGACAAAGUAAAACUUGGUAAAACUUCUCAUUUCUACACGUGGAGACAGAAGCGAUACUUUGAAACCAUCUACAGACAGAAGGAUGAUGACAGUUCAGUUUUUCCUUUUCAGAGUGGAAACAUAAAUCAAACCACAUUUUAUAUCAUUCGUCAGUACCAAUUUACCCAGAAGUGUGAAAGUGGCUUGCAAAAUUACGAGCAAUGGUAAUUUUUAUUAGUAUUAUGUAACAUAUCAGAUUUAUUUUAUUUAAAGAAUUAUUUAUAUCAUUCACAGAUUAUUUUUAUAUAUGCAUAUAUAUUAAUGUGGCUGAAAUAUGUGGGUUGAGUCUUAUUAAGCAAAUUAUUUAUGUUGCAUUAAAUAAGAGAAAUGUGAAAUAAAUAUAGAAAAUUACUCCAUUACAAGUAUACAGACUUAAAACUGAGCGCAUAAAGUACAGGGUAAUGAUCAAUAACCAAGGACAGUGUAUUGUGCGUGAUGGUGCCAUAAGCAAAAUUUCAGACAGCCUCAGUUAGAGAUUGUCAAAAGAAAGAAUUUGUUAUCCCUCUUUCUUGGAAUCAGCCUCCAUCCAAAACCCCAGCGAACACUGGCUGUCCUCUAGUCCUGCCCUCAGCUGCUGGGACAUUGUCCCCUACCAGGCUCUGGACUCCAAGAUGCUAUUCCUUUCUAACCCUCCUCCUCCUAAACUCCACAGUCCCAUCAGGUAACAGUGCUCCAGGAACUCAAGAUAAAAGAGACAAAGCUCAGAGUACACAGGACAUACACACAAGCGCACACACACACACACACACACACACACACACACACACACACCACCCAGGUCCCCCCCCCCCUUUUUUUUAAGACAAGGUCUCUCUAUGUAGCUCUGGCUAUCCUGGAACUUGCUAUGUAGACCAGGCUGGCCUGGAAUACGUAGAGAUCCUCCAGCCUCUGCCUCCCAAGUGCUGGGAUUAAAGGUGUGUGCCACCACACACAUCCUCCACCAGGCUCACUUUUGAUAGCAAAGUUCAGAGAUUUCCUCUCAGAUAUUUCUGUGUCUUGGUGUCUGUUCUGUCCUCACCUUGACCCUUAUCUUCAAGCCUGGAGGAAUGCAAAGAGCUGCAUCAGAACUUCCUUCCAUGGUACGUUCAUUGUUCAUUUUGUCCUCUGCGAAGGUGAGAUGAGUAUCAAGAGGGAGAGUCUCGUGUGUGGUCUGUUCUAUGUGUGCUUCCCAGAACUGUGAAGGGGCAGGAAAUGAAUUACAUUUCCUUUGGUAAUUUUCCUCAUUUAUUUCAAAUGAGGAAAACUUAACUAAGAAGGCCUUGUGUCAUGUAAUGGACUUGUGUUUGUUACAGGUUGAUAUAUUUGGUCUCUUUAAGCAACUAUUGUCUUGUCUUGUUUUGUUUUGUUUUGUUUUGCAUCAGCCUGCUUCAUCUUGUUUGUGUCCAUAGCUGUGUGUAUUCUCAGAUAGACACGGGCGUGUUUGUAUGCCUGGUGGGUGUGCAUGUGUGACCUGUUGCUGUACAAAAGACGAGUCAGCCUUUGCCCUUCCAUCUUUACUCGGCCACCCCUUCUUUGUGUAUUUCCAUGCGCACCAUGAUAUACUUUGCGUCAGGAAACCUUAUGAAUCUGUCUCUGCCGUGACCUCACAGUUGCUCGUGGCUUUGCUGCGGGUGCACAGUGAGGCUGAGCCUGUUCACACGGGGCUUCCUCUUUCUCGUACACUUCCAUGGCUUCAGAUAAGCAGGGAAUGUAAAUACUGUCAGGAUUUUGGGUCGUGCAAAGCUGUGACACUUUUUAAAAUGUUAUAUCUACCUUACAAUUAAAAAACUGGUAACUCA
Mus musculus (house mouse) is the source of this 9892-nucleotide messenger RNA. It is a transcript of the gene Mbd5, whose product is annotated as methyl-CpG binding domain protein 5. The transcript is spliced from 20 exons. NCBI's taxonomy places the organism in Eukaryota, Metazoa, Chordata, Mammalia, Rodentia, Muridae. Gene Ontology annotation, cellular component: chromosome; nucleoplasm; nucleus. Gene Ontology annotation, biological process: regulation of multicellular organismal process. The record is from RefSeq and is a predicted model, not a curated record. Bases 1477 to 6663 code for a protein of 1728 amino acids.